This is a messenger RNA of Salvelinus namaycush (lake trout), 973 nucleotides long. Its product is annotated as eukaryotic translation initiation factor 1A, X-chromosomal-like. The coding region runs from base 162 to 596 and encodes 144 amino acids. The record is from RefSeq and is a predicted model, not a curated record. Gene Ontology annotation, molecular function: translation initiation factor activity; RNA binding. Gene Ontology annotation, biological process: translational initiation. The transcript has 7 exons. Lineage: Eukaryota; Metazoa; Chordata; Actinopteri; Salmoniformes; Salmonidae. Gene Ontology annotation, cellular component: cytoplasm.
GUUGCAAGCGGAAGAGGUUUCCCCGAGAAAGCUAAGCUAACAAGCUUGCUAACUUUGUAAGUGUGUGACAUCGUCACGGAUUGGUAUUUCAUUCCGUUUUUAUAACACAAUUCGAUACGGACAAACAGGACUGAUUUAACAAAGCCUGUUCGUUUGGGAAUAUGCCGAAAAAUAAAGGUAAGGGAGGAAAGAAUCGGCGACGUGGUAAAAAUGAGAAUGAAUCAGAAAAGAGAGAGCUGGUUUUCAAAGAGGAUGGCCAAGAAUAUGCACAAGUCAUUAAGAUGUUGGGUAAUGGACGACUGGAAGCUAUGUGUUUUGAUGGAGUCAAGCGACUAUGCCACAUCCGAGGAAAGCUACGGAAAAAGGUUUGGAUCAACAGUUCAGACAUCAUCCUGGUGGGACUUCGAGAUUACCAGGACCAAAAAGCUGAUGUUAUCCUGAAGUACAAUGCAGACGAGGCCAGGAGUUUGAAGGCCUAUGGGGAGCUUCCUGAACAUGCUAAAAUCAAUGAGACCGACACGUUCGGACCUGGUGACGACGAGGACAUUCAGUUUGAUGACAUUGGAGAUGACGACGAGGACAUAGAUGAUAUCUGAAUCUGGACUAUUGUGUGCCACAUCAUUUACGCAGAGGAAAGUGGACAUUUCUAUACUACUUGCCAACAGCGCCCUGUUUCCUCAAGUCAGUUGAGACUGCUUAAGACCUGGAAUCUAUCAACUGAGAAUAUCAUCACACCUACUUCAGUCCACACUUCAUAUUUUUGUUAUAGGUGUAAUAUAUUUAUAUUUUAUUCCAUCUCAUGUGGAAUAUAGGCUCAAAUUACAGAACACCAGAAUUUAAAAUAAAAAAACUGAAAUAAAUGUUUGGUCUGGAGAUUUGUCUAAAACAAAGGAUCCCCUCCCCUAUUUUUUUUUAGAACGUACUUUUGUUUUCUUGAUAUUGAUGGUCAAUAAAGUAAUUGUUUUAAAAGUUG